Colletotrichum karsti is the source of this 1515-nucleotide messenger RNA. Its product is annotated as vitamin H transporter. The transcript is spliced from 6 exons. The record is from RefSeq and is a predicted model, not a curated record. NCBI's taxonomy places the organism in Eukaryota, Fungi, Ascomycota, Sordariomycetes, Glomerellales, Glomerellaceae. Gene Ontology annotation, biological process: transmembrane transport. Gene Ontology annotation, molecular function: transmembrane transporter activity. The coding region runs from base 1 to 1515 and encodes 504 amino acids. Gene Ontology annotation, cellular component: membrane.
AUGGCCGACAUCAAGCCGAAGGAUGCUCCCGACAUUGACAACGCCGAUGCCGAUAUGGCGGAGGCGUACACGACGAAAGUGAACCUGUCGGAGUACGAACUCGAGUUGGAGCAGGCUUUGCAGAACUACGUUCCAGACUCCGCGGCUGAGAAGGCUUUGGUGAGGAAGUUGGACAUGUACAUGGGCCCGACGUUAUGGUUCAUGUACAUUCUAGCGUAUAUUGACAGACAAAAUAUCGGCAACGCCAAGGUGGCGGGCAUGGAAGCCGACCUCAAGCUUAGCGACUCUCAAUAUGCCAUGCUGCUUUCGAUCUUCUUUAUCGGUUACCUCAUCUGCGAAGUCCCAUCGAACAUGAUUCUCACACGGUCCCGGCCGUCUUGGUAUCUGCCCGGUAUCAUGAUGAUCUGGGGGUCAAUCUGCGCAGUCAUGUCUGUUGUUAAGAAUUACGAAGGCAUGCUCGCUCUUCGAUUCUUCUUGGGUUGCAUCGAGGCAGGUUUCUUUCCGGGCGUGUUAUAUGUCAUGACUUGUUGGUACAAGAAGGCAGAAAUUGGAAAGCGGUUCUCGAUUUUCUACACCGCAAGUGUCUGCUCAGGCGCCGUCAGUGGCCUCCUGGCCGGGGCCAUCACUGGUAACAUGGAGGGCGUUCGUGGAAUCCGAGGAUGGAGAUGGCUCUACCUGAUCGAAGGUGUCUGCACCGUUUUCUUCGCGAUCGGGCUGAAGUUCAUCUUGCUCGACUUCCCAGAGACAACGAAGAGAUUCUCAUUGGAGGAACGGCAACUUGCGGUGGUCCGCAUGAUUCACGACCGUAAUACGACCGCGGCCAGACAUGGUCAACGUCUCACACACUGGCAGUCGCUGAAGGCGGCUCUGGCCGACCCCCGAACUUACAUCUUCAUGGUGCUCUUCACCAUGGACCUGGGGUCUUGUACCAUCUCCUACUUCAUCCCUACCAUCGUCAAGCAGAUGGGAUACACGUCGGUCAUGGCGCAGUACAUGACGAUCCCGAUCUGGAUGGUCGGUGCAGUGUUCUUGGUCGUCCUAUCCUACACCGCAGACAAGACCAGCGACCGCCGAUGGCACAUCACGGGAUGCAUGGGUCUCAGCUUCAUCUGCACAAUCGUCUGCGUGACGGUCUCCAACCCGAAGGUCGUCUACGCCAUGCUGUGCUUCUACAUCGCUGGUCUGUACACCGCUCUGCCGCUGAUGCUAAACUGGACGUCGGAAACCAUUUCGCUUCCGGCGGAAAAGCGCGCAGUCGUCGUGGCCCUGGUCAACUCCGUCGGCAAUCUCUCGGCGGUCUAUGGGAGUCGGCUUUGGCCGUCGUCGGACGGGCCGCGGUUCGUCAAGGGCUUCGCAACCACUGGCGCCUUCACGGGUUUUGGAACGAUACUGGCCGCGCUCAUCCCGAUCAUUUUCGCUUACUUUCCCAAGGAGGGUCGUACCAAGGCCGAGCGAGACAUCUUGGAGCGCGAGAGGGAAUUUGUUGAGAAUACUCGAGUCCCUGGUGAAGUCUAA